GAAAUUGAAAUCAGGUCUCGGCGCCUAAUUCUUCUCUGUUUCUCAGUUUUGGUUCGGGAUGAAAGUCUUAGUAUUUCGUGAAUAAAUUUCCAGCAUAUAUGUCAAUUCAUUUAUAAGUUAUAACCAUUUUACUUAUUUACAUUGAAUCGUUCCACAACCAAAUAUUGUUUCUUUCACUGACCGAAAAUGAGUUCAAGGGUUUUUAUCUAUUGGUGACAUCAACUAUGGUGCGAUAAUUGUAUGUAGUCAUUCGUAAAACAGAUUGCGAGGCGGAAACUUGGUUUGUAUAUUAGUUCACAAGUUUCCCUCAAAAACUUCAGUUUUAGUUUCAGUUUCAGUUUGGAAAGGACAGGAGGCUUGAUGGCCUGUGUUAGUCCUGGCAAUGAUGGUCUCUCAGCUGAUCCAACUGCCUUUUGAAGGAGUCGACGGAUGGAGCCUCAACCACGUGCUGAGAUAUAGACCAAUGAUUGCUCAGAAACCUUUUCAUAUUGUGCCAGAUAACAUUUUAUUACAUUUGUACACGAGAUUUAUCCUUAAUAUUCCUGAUGAGUUGAAAGAAGAUUGUGCAAAGAAUUUCGUAAGAAUCUUUUUUGAAGUUGAGCGCGCCCAUUGGUUUUAUAUCGAUUAUUGUAUUGAAGAUCCUUCAGUUGGUGGUGUUGAUAUGUUUGGACUAACGCAGCAAUUAUUUGAGAAGUUUCCUUCUAUUGUACCCAAGGGCAUAAACUGGCAAGAAAAGUUUGUCGAAUGGAAGAAAUACCGUGGGUCUACAGCUACUGGGAGCAUGAUAAUUAUUGACGAACAUCAUAAGAUGAUCUUGUUAGUUCAAGGAUUCUAUGGUAAUCGUUGGAGCCUACCUGGUGGCAAAAUUAAUCAAGAUGAAUCUCUUGUUGAUUGUGCUUCUCGUGAAGUAAUGGAAGAAACGGGUCUGGACUUAGCAAAUCGUAUCUUACCGUCCCUCUAUAUUGAUCGUUAUAUUGGUGGUACUUUAAGACGAGCAUUCAUUGUUGAAGGACUUCCCAGGACUUCUCGAUUGAAGCCUGGUACAAAAAACGAGAUUGAAGCUAUAACUUGGUUUGGGAUUGCUGAUUUGCCAACACAUAUCCAAGAUAUUGCUACUAUGGAAAAAUUGAAUUCAAGACCGAACAACUUCUACCUGGUGAUCCCAUUUAUUCGGCAACUGAGAUUAUACAUAGAACAACGACUGUCGGGCAAACCACCUGGUCUAGCGUUAUCUGAAUCAGAGCGCCUUUGUUGUAAUUCUAUGAGUUAUCCUGUUCAUCUUCAACACAAUGCAGUUAACAGUCUAUCAAAUAUGAAAGUAAAUGCAACCAGUACCCCGUCCAAAAAGCAAAAAAAGAAUAAGAAAUCAAACACGUCAAGAAGUCCCAAUCAAUCUUUAUCUGAGGAUGGAAAAACUGGCGAAAAAUCGAGGAAUCGAACAAGUUCUAAUGUCGCUAAUAACGCCGAAUCUAAGAAGUGUGGGGAACAUAGUGUAACGCGUUUGCCUCGUCUACAUCCUUAAAAGCUGUUUUCGGAAUGUCGUCGUUGGCUGGAUUUAUAGCGAAUAAAGAGAUCGGAUAGACCUGUUAAAAUUUAUUUGGGUUUUGAGAAGAAUUUCUUAGAAGCUAUUGUUUUAGUUUGAAAUUUCAUUUUAAUGAGAUUGUAUUAACGUAACAUAGAAUGUAAGUUUUGAAUGCAGAUAUUAUUAUAAAGUUGGGCAUCGUGUCUUACCUAUGAAUACUCUACAACUUACACAUUGUUUAAUGUCUUGAAGGCUAGUGGUUAUGUAGAAUUUCCAUGUGCUUUGGCUAGUAUGUGGCGAAAUUGCGAAAAAAACCAUACGUAAUGAUGUUUACUGAUAUACUUAUUGUGUUUUAUAGUUUCUUUGAGUCCAACAAUUAUUAGGUUAUGCUAUAAAAAUAACAUAGGAAUGUCUGAAUGAUGAGAACAGUGUUCCGUUAGAUGAAACUAUCGCGUCAAGUCCCAGAUUUCAGGUUGUUUGAGAUUGCCGUCGGGGGAUUUUAUUAGUGAACGAAACAUUAACACAGCAACCAGAAGAACAAUAGUCAAUGAUGGUGUGUGCCAGAUUCUACGACAAGUUUAGUUGUAUUCUGAAAUAGUUGGUUGAUCGUGUGUGUAACCCCAAGAAAACUAAAGUUCCUACCUGUAGGAUCGAAGUUAACAACCACGUGAUAGAGUAACGCGUAAAAUCCUGGACAAGUUUGCAUACAAUUAUUGUACUGUUAUUGCCUAUAUGUAUGCAACGCAGUACGAACGUUAAUUUAUUAACGAGAUCUACCUAGUUUGCGCGUAAUCAAAGAAGUAUAUUUCCCAAAACGGAUUUGGGAAGUUAUUUAUCUGAACAUACGAUAAGAUGCGUAUGACAGAUGAUAGCUGAGUCGAAAUUAUAAUGACAAACAUUAUGAACAGGAGAAUGGAGAACACGAAGUAUGGAAACUUACAAUAAAACAAAUAUCCAAUGACUGCAUUAGAGUUGUAAUCAACUUUUACAAAUUUUAAUUGGAUGGAAUUACAGUAGAAAACAAAUUGAAUCUUAUAAGUAUGUUUACAUGUUUAGAAAUCCCAGACCUUCACAUGGAUCUCCUCUAGGAUUACUGCUUGUUCCAAACCUUUGUAAACGAGGACGGGUGGACGUUGGGUUAUCAAUCUCACCACGUAAUAAAAAACUCUCUGAAAGCACUUUAACCAUAAAAAAAACACUAACUCUACUUUAGGAAUUGAAAUGUCUUCAUAUAGAAAAGACAUGACUCCACAUGGAACAACCAAAUGUGUUUUGAAACCAUGACAUCUCCCACUCUUUACACAGUUGAAUUUACUUCUUUACGAGAAGCACCAGCAUAAAAAACGGAUAUUUCUAGAGAGCUUGGGCACGAUUCAAGAAAGAAAAAGCAAGAAAACAGCAGUCAAUAACGGCCGAAAAAACGCACCAAACCAUCAGCCCACCAUGGAAGGCCAAAAUGGAUAAAUUGUGUACAUGUAUUGUCGAAAUCUAACCGCCAAUACUUAUGCAAGUAUUUAUCAACUAAUGUCAAUGAUCGUAUUAUCACUUUGCAGUUAGACACUGUAUCCGAUGUUACUUUGAUUUCUCGCAAAACGUGGCACGAAAUUGGCCGGCCAAGCGUUCAUCGUACUAACGAUUGCAUAAACAAUCCAUUGGGCAUCCCAAUCAAAAUUUCUGGAAUUUCCAAAUGUACAGUCAAAUUUGAUGAUCUAAUAAUCAAAUCCAAAUGUUAUGGCGUUACUGAUGAAUCCUUCAAUCUAUCAGGUCUUGAUUAGAUCACAAAAUUUAAAGUGUUUGAUUAUCCAUUUAAUCUAAUUUGUAAUCAAGAUUCAAAAAUGCUCGAUCGUUAAUCCAAUCUUAUUUGAAAUCAAGUAUGUUCAUAUCCUCAUAUGAUGCACAAGUGGAAGCGGAUAUUUUCUAGUGAUUUUCAAAAUGAUCACAAGGUGAGGGCACGAUCGACGAAAUCACCAGGAAUAAACCCGAAUCCACCCCUGAUGAGUCAAUGUUAGGAAAGAAGACUACGAAUUUACUUGAUGGCAUGAAUCCACAAAGAAGGAGACGAGAAUAUAAACUCAAGAUGAAGAGAAUUAAACACGUUUCCUAAUAGCCGAAAUGUAAACUACACCCGCGAUAAACGAAUAAUUCAGUUAAAGAACCUCUUAGCUCGAACUUGCAACUAGAUUAUGGAAUUCAUGCAGUCAGUUUGUAGCAUCAGGAUAAGCGCGGAAAAAGUGGUGGCCAGACUCCAAGAAAAUUAUCUAGAAGACGACAUUCCCUUCAACGCCUUCAGUUAAAUCCAACGAGCAGGACUUAUUUUUCAGGAGGGAGAGGUGACAUGGAGAGCCAAUCAGGAGUAGCCUAAUGAGUAGGUCAGUAGACGACAAUCUUGAAGUGACCUAAAGUACAAGUGCAUUUCAUUGGUUAAGAAAUGGAUUAAUUUCCUAAAAAUUAGUGUGGUAUAUAUAUGAAUGAGUAUUUGUGCAUUUUAUUCGGUAGCCCAAUACACUUUCUUGCUCAAGUAGUCAGUUGGAGGUAUUAGCGCGUAACAUACCGUGUAUCCAUAUCAGAUUUAGGACACCGCCCGUCACAGCAGACUACAUGAUACAACGGAGCUAGCAGAGAGAUGUACAGUAAACCAGAACGACCAGUCAAGGAUGAAGGAGGAAAACCAAUCACUGCGGUUCAAAGCUAGUGAAACAGAUGAGUACGCAACUUUUAAGAGCUAUCGAAUGAACCAGAGUUACUGAACUCACCAAAUAUCAAAGCAAAGCAACACAAACAAACCUACCUAUAGACGAUACCACGGAUAAUAGAAAAAACCAGCAAGACCACCAGGCGGAUCAAGCAUGACGAAACAGCACAACCAAACGACAUACUAGCUGAGGCAUUAGACUCACAUACAGCGGUAACUAUGAUGAUGUUACACAUUCUUUUUCGAAAGAUCUGGGAAGAAGAACAAAUACCAACAAACUAGAGAGAUACCAAAAAAGAUCUUAGUCAAUGUUAGAACUACGGAAGCACCAAAAACUACUAAUAGUACCAACCAAAUUUUUUAAACACAGGUUUGUCGAACUGAAUGAAUGAUUCAGUGAAUGGUCAACAUCGAGAUUAACAAGCUGGUUUUCGUAAGGGUAGAUUAUGUACCGACCAAAUCGCGACACAGCGGAUCAUUGUUGAACAACCAAUUGAAUGGAACUCAUCACUAUACACCCAAUUCCCUAAUUAUAAGGAAGUAUUUAGAAGCGUGGGUCAAAAACCUUCGUCGACAUAAUGGAGUACGUGGGAAGAUCGUCACUAUUAUAUGAAACCCCUAUAAAAGACUGGGCUGAAAAGUUGUGCAUGGAGAGUAGCUCACAGGUGCAUACUAGGUGAAGACUGGUAUCAGACAAAACUGACUAUUUUAGCUUUUUCUAUUUCCAAUGGUUGUUGAACGGAUUAUUGAGAACUCCAUAUCUCAUGGAAAGCGCUGGAUACAGUGGAAAUCUUGGACGCAGCUAGCUGAUUUAAACUACACAGAUAACCUAGUUCUUCUAUUCCAUACACAAAAACAAAUGUAGGUGAAGACAGCCAGUGUUGCAAUAGCCUCUACAGUAGUAUGUUUCAAUAUCUACAAAGGGAAAUCGAAUAUUCUAUAGUGCAACACAGUGAGUACCAGUCAAGGCACACUUAAGGAAGAUGUAGUAGAAGACGUUUUAGGAUUCAUGCAUGUAUGUGUCGUUUGAUUAUUUGCUUCUAAAUUUCAAUCAGCGAAACCGAGUUCAUUUUAUUUUAAAUGAAUAAAGAAUAUGUGAUUUUAGUAAUUCAUAUAUUCAGUUGCGUGCUGCCUUGCCAUUGGUUUUAUUCAUUAUGUAAAAUUAAUUCUGUUGCAUUAAUUUGGCGAUUGUUAUAUUUUAUUUAGGUUUUCGUUUUCAUUUGAUAGGCAAAAUUUUCUUUCGUGUCAAUAGUGGAUGGAAAGUUUGAUAGCAACUCCAAUAAUAAUGAUGAUAAUAAUAUCAUUAAUAAUAAUAAUGUUAAUGAUGACGUUGAUACUGGUUUACAAAUGGUGUCGUAUUGGAAAUUGUUUCAGAUUGAUAGAAAUAAAUUGUUAGAAUGUUUAUGUAAUAGCGCAAAGUGAAGGGAUAUUUUAACAAUUCUUUCGAGAUAAAUAAAUGAGCACAAAACUACUCAUUUUAUUUUGAGCGUUAAAAGUAUUUUUUUCCUUUUAAAAUUAACCAAUGAAUAAUAUAUGCUUUUCUACUUAUACGUUUGUAUUUGAUGUUUAUAUUCCUGAUUUAACAAAAGUAUUAAUUACUUUUUAACACGAAUUUGUUUUUUUUUUGUGGUUUCUGGGAAAUAGUCUAUUUUGCAGUUAGAUCCAGUAGCAUUAAAUGUUGUUUGUAUAGUCUUGUUCAUUGAACUAGAUAGUUUAUAUUUUCUAACUGAUCAAUAGUGACUAAAUUCUUUUAAAAGACAAAAAAUAUUGUUAGUGCACUUCGUUGAGAGGUGUGUGAAUAGUUCAGUUUAAGUUAGUGGUUUUCAGUUUCAAUUACAGCGUGGCUAGUCUGUAUUACUCUUUGUGAUGCAUAGCUAGAUAGGGUAAGAUUCAUAUAUGCGAAUUAUUGAAUCCAAGCUCUCCUGCUUACUUAGUGUGUAUCUUAUUUUUGUUUACAUCAACGCAUUUUUUGCAGAAACAAAAGGUUAGAAAAAAUUUGACAACUGAAAUUAUAAUUUGUCUUAAGCGUGAGCACUAAUAAAAUAUCGAGCGUAGUCAGAGUUCACGCUUUGCAAUGGUGUGAUUUUAGGAACCCUGUAAAGAAGUGUCCAGUGUUUAUGCUUAUUCAUGUCUAUAAAUUCUUUCGUAGCCGAAAUCUGGAGACUGUCUGUAAUGAUCUAAUAUCGUUCAUAAAUUUCACUUGUUCUGAAUUAACACGUCUCCAGUUUCCACUUGUGGAUCUGCGACUUCUCAAGUUCUCAUUUCUAAAGCAAUAUAAUUACAACUUACGGCAAUUAACAUUCACUUUGACAAACCGAAUAGAAGUACAGAUUAGUAAGCAAAUGCAGAAUAGUGCUGCAGACAUCAUUACCAAGGAUAUUACAAAUAUAUUAUUUAUUUAUAGUGCUGCAGACAGUUUUACACAUCAUAAAAACUUGAUUGAAUAUUCAGCACGAUGGUCCCCUACCUCAGCAAUCAUGAGAUAGGGGAGUCAACUUAUUCUCAUACGCUCGCAGAUUUAUUACCUCUUCCAGGGAAGUCCUACUAGUCAGCUUAGUAUACUCAUCCGUAAAUUGAUAGGCGGAUUUCUUGCCUCCAUCACAGGUGACGUAAGUUGGCAAUAGCCAAACGAGUUUUUUGAACCGGUGCAGAGACUUUUUAAGACACCAACCCAUUAGGGAUCAUCAGACUUCCAAGAUAAGUGAA
Messenger RNA from Schistosoma rodhaini, 6920 nucleotides. NCBI's taxonomy places the organism in Eukaryota, Metazoa, Platyhelminthes, Trematoda, Strigeidida, Schistosomatidae. The record is from the annotation of a GenBank genome assembly.